AUGCGCUCCCUCUCCGUACUCCUCGCGGCCAUCGCCGCCGUCUCGGCCCAGCAGGUCGGCACCCAGCAGGCCGAGACGCACCCCAAGUUGACCUGGCAGAAGUGCACCUCGUCGCAGUGCACCGCCGUCAACGGCGAGGUCGUCAUCGACGCCAACUGGCGCUGGCUCCACGAGACCACGGGCACCGCCAACUGCUACGAUGGCAACAAGUGGACGGGCAAGUGCACCACUGCCGCCGACUGCGCGUCCAAGUGCGCGCUUGAGGGCGCCGACUACAGCGGCACCUACGGCGCCACCACCUCGGGCAACGCGCUCAGCCUCAAGUUCGUCACCCAGCACGCCUACGGGAAGAACAUCGGCUCUCGCCUGUACCUAAUGAACAGCGCCUCCAAGUACGAGAUGUUUACCCUGACGGGCAACGAGCUGGCGUUUGAUGUGGACCUGUCGCAGCUCGAGUGUGGCCUCAACGGCGCUUUGUACUUUGUCCAGAUGGACGAGGACGGCGGCAUGGCCAAGUACUCGACCAACAAGGCGGGCGCCAAGUACGGCACCGGGUACUGCGACGCCCAGUGUGCGCGUGACCUCAAGUUCGUCGGCGGAAAAGCCAACGUCGAGGGCUGGGUGCCGUCGUCCAACGACGCCAACGCCGGCGUCGGUCCGUACGGUGCUUGCUGCGCCGAGAUGGACGUCUGGGAGUCCAACGCCCAUUCCUUCGCCGUCACGCCUCACCCGUGCCAGAACAACGCGUACCACGUCUGCGAGAAGUCGGGCUGCGGCGGCACCUACUCGGCCGACCGCUUCGCCGGCGACUGCGAUGCCAACGGGUGCGACUUCAACCCGUACCGCAUGGGCGUCACCGGCUUCUACGGGAAGGGCAAGACGGUUGAUACGUCCAGGAAGUUUACCGUCGUCACCCAAUUCUCCAACAACAAGGUGCAGCAGUACUUUGUCCAGAACGGCGCCAAGAUCAACAUGCCCAACUCGACCAUCAGCGGCGUCUCGGGGAACGCCGUGUCGCCCGACUUCUGCGCCAGCCAGUUCAAGGCCUUUGGCGACCGCGACCGCUUCUCCGAGGUGGGCGGCUGGUCGAAGCUGAACGCGGCCCUGGGCGGGAAAUGGGUGCUCGUCAUGUCCCUCUGGGACGACCACUACGCCAACAUGCUCUGGCUCGACUCCGUCUACCCUCCCGAGAAGGCCGGCCAGCUCGGCUCUGCCCGGGGCGACUGUCCCACCACCUCGGGCGUCCCGGCCGAGGUCGAGUCCAGCCUGGCAAGCGCCACGGUCACGUACUCCAACAUCCGGUUCGGGCCCAUUGGGUCGACAGUCAAAUAA
Colletotrichum destructivum is the source of this 1332-nucleotide messenger RNA. Its product is annotated as Putative glycoside hydrolase, family 7, concanavalin A-like lectin/glucanase domain superfamily. Gene Ontology annotation, molecular function: hydrolase activity, hydrolyzing O-glycosyl compounds. The transcript has 5 exons. Bases 1 to 1332 code for a protein of 443 amino acids. The record is from RefSeq and is a predicted model, not a curated record. Gene Ontology annotation, biological process: carbohydrate metabolic process. NCBI's taxonomy places the organism in Eukaryota, Fungi, Ascomycota, Sordariomycetes, Glomerellales, Glomerellaceae.